Molecule: messenger RNA, 5542 nt
Organism: Erpetoichthys calabaricus (reedfish)
Lineage: Eukaryota; Metazoa; Chordata; Cladistia; Polypteriformes; Polypteridae
Product: extracellular serine/threonine protein kinase FAM20C-like
Biological process (GO): protein phosphorylation
Cellular component (GO): Golgi apparatus
Molecular function (GO): protein serine/threonine kinase activity
Source: RefSeq, a predicted model, not a curated record
GCCCAGACGCCCUCUCGUUGCGCUGAUUGGAGUUGCGGCGAUCGCGACUGCCUCCGUGUUCCUGGAGAGCAGCGUGAAUCCAGCCAAUCUCUUCCCCCUGACGCGCGACGAGGCCGGCUCUGCAGCGUCCCUAUCGUGAUAUUUAACACACCCUCCGAGGGUGCAGAACAGAGCGGCGGACCUGGAAAAGGGAUCGGGGCGCACCUGCCGGAUAAGACGACAGUGCGGGGCACAAAAUCCGGCUCUGCUGUUGCUGCUUUUAGUUGAAGGUGGGGGAGAACGGGGAGGUCUUCUUUUAAUGGGUAGCUCUCCCGUUGCUAUCUCCUUCCAUUCUCGAGUGGACACUGGCAUCGGCGGCACUGUCACUUUAGAUCAGAUCUGAGCGAGUGGAAAAGUCAAGUCUGCGGAUCUUCCAAGGCUUACAGUGAAUGUUUUGACGGGCACGCGAGUUGCCGAUCGGGUCGCCUCGAUGCAUGCGCGUGCCCAACGUGAAGAGCUGCUGAUCUGAAGCUGGACCCAGGCUCCGUGCUGAGCGGGAGGAGGAGGAGGAGGAGGGGGAGGAGGAGGAGGAGGAGAACAGCGAUGCUCGAGCUCUCUCGUCGCUCUCAAUUCUCAACAUGGACCGUUUGAGUCCCGCCACGAGCAGUUGCCCGAGCAGCACCGAACCUGACAGGAGCGCGUCCUUGUCCCGCAGCUUUCUUCUGGUGGAACCGAUCGGCUUUGUUUCCCGAGUGUACUAAAGAAAAAAAAAAGAAAAAGAAAAAUGACACCUGGCUACUCCGCCCGCCUGUUCUGCCUUUACUAAGCAAUCACGCUUACCUGAGGGGCUCCGCACAGAGCUCAUAAGGAACUGAGUACCUGCGACGCAGUCUUUAGAUACCCUAUUCGCGGAUCCACCAGCUGUCACCCCUCUACUUGCACGAGUGUACAGGCAUCAUGCUCGGAUACCGAUAGCGCACCUUCGCGUCAGUAUUUAUUUAUUUCAAAGUCUAAAAGGUUUCGAAUCUGCCCUCCUCUACAGCAUGAAGAUGAUCGUGCUUCGCCGGUUCAGGGUGCUGAUCGUUAUGGUGUUCCUGGUGGCAUGUACUUUGCACAUCGUCAUCGAUCUGUUGCCCCGGCUGGAGAAGCGGGCGGUGGCCGCCGGAGCUCCGGCAAACCCUGCCGCUGGCAGCGGCUGCUCGUGUGCUCACCGGCCGAGCGACGAGCCGCAGAACUGGGGCAAGCAGCGCGCACGCACCGGCUCCGCUCAGCCCGGCUGGCCCAGCAAGCACACGUUGCGCAUCCUGCAGGACUUCAGCAAUGAGCCCGGCUCCAAUCUCACCUCGCAGUCGCUGGAGAAGAGCCCGGGCUCUGCCGACAAGACCGAGGCUUUCAGGAGGCUGGAGGACUUCGCGCAGUCUGGAGGCCACCUGGUCGGGGACAAGCAGUUCAUUCAGGAUGCGAGCCCAAAGAGGGAGCGCAACGGGGGACCGUCCAAGCUGAGCGCUUUGUUCCAGCACCCUCUGUACCGGAUACCGAUCCCCCAGCUCAGCGAGGACGACACUCUGUUCAACAUGAAUACCGACCUACGCUUCAACCCCAAGGCGGCUGAGAACCAGGAGUGGCCAAACGAAGGCACAGAUGAAGAAGAAUACACCCCGACCGGGGAGCCUUCGGCCGACUCCUACCCAAAUUGGCUCAAAUUCCACAUUGGGAUUAACCGAUAUGAACUCUAUUCAAGAGAUGGUACUGUCAUCGAAUCUCUGGUCAAGGACCUGGUGCUGCAAAAAAUCGUCAGUGUAGCAAUGAAAUCAGGGGGCACUCAGCUGAAGCUCAUCAUGACAUUCCAAAAUUACGGGCAGGCGCUGUUCAAGCCAAUGAAACAAACAAGAGAGCAGGAAACCCCACCUGAUUUCUUCUACUUCUCCGAUUUUGAGAGGCACAAUGCAGAAAUUGCAGCCUUUCACCUGGACAGGAUUCUGGACUUUCGGCGGGUCCCUCCGGUGGCAGGAAGGCUGGUCAAUAUGACAAAGGAAAUCCGUGAUGUGACCCGGGACAAAAAGCUUUGGCGGACGUUCUUCAUUUCACCAGCCAAUAACAUCUGCUUCUAUGGAGAAUGCUCCUACUACUGCUCAACAGAACAUGCCUUAUGUGGGAAGCCUGACCAGAUUGAGGGUUCUUUGGCCGCCUUCCUCCCAGACCUGGCACUGGCAAAGAGGAAGACCUGGAGAAAUCCAUGGAGGCGAUCCUAUCACAAGCGCAAGAAAGCAGAAUGGGAAGUUGAUCCAGACUACUGCGAGGAGGUGAAACAGACACCCCCAUAUGACACUGGCACCCGACUCCUGGACAUCAUGGACAUGACCAUCUUUGACUUCUUGAUGGGAAACAUGGAUCGCCAUCAUUAUGAGACAUUUGAAAAGUUUGGGAAUGAAACCUUUAUCAUCCACUUGGACAACGGAAGAGGAUUUGGAAAAUAUUCCCACGACGAGACGUCAAUCUUGGUCCCACUAACCCAGUGCUGCAGGAUACGGAAGUCCACCCACUCACGUCUGCAGCUUCUGGCGAAAGAGGAAUUCAAGCUGAGUGACCUGCUGGAGGAGUCCCUGCUGCAAGAUCGUCUGUCGCCCAUCCUCUACCGACCUCACCUGGAGGCGAUGGACCGCCGGCUGAGGAUCAUCCUGCGAGUGCUCAAUGACUGUAUCGAGAAGGACGGCUACAGCAACGUGGUGGAAAACGACCUGGACAGGGACAUUGCUGACACCAUCACCAGCAAGAGGUAGUGCCGCAAGCCACGGAGCCGACGACUCCAACGCAUCAAAAGCAAAGUCUUGCAAAAAGACGGUUUAUUUAUGCCACAUUUUUGAAUUCAAUGAAUUCAGGGCCUCGAUGAAAAUUCCCCAAAACAUGUCAAAACAAAUAAGAGGAACAAAUAUGUCAAUGGUUUUAGGGCCAGAAAACCCAGUCCUACAUGGUAUCACGUUGCUUAGGUUCUGUUCACCGCUGCCAAAUUAUUACUACCAUUAUUGUUAAUUGUUUUUGAAUUAAUGCCAUUCUGUCCGAUGUGUUCCUAGAGAUAUAUUUAUUUAAUAAAAAUACGUGUAAUGUAGGAAGAAAUAAGAUAAGGACAGACCACUGGCCUCAGGCGAAACUCGUAGAAUGGCAGAAGAGCUGGGGGAGAGGAUGGUGGUGGACGCCAAAGACUUGGGGUGGGGGGGGGGGCACUUGUCUCAGUAGCCUGUUAGCAGUAGUCAUAGGAGUACCAGUUUGUCUGGGUGGUGGGGGGGGGGGGGGGGGGUAGCUGUCAGGUCAGUCCCACAGGCGCUCAGACUUGUCCACCAGCACACCCAGUAAGGGUCCGAUUCAACGAGAAGUAGCCCGUCCCAAGUUGCCCAAAGUGUACCAUGUGAUCCAGAGGUGGGCAGUGAAUGGAGGGGACACCACUGUCCAGUCUCUGAUCUGCAAUGCCAAUGAUGGUAGAGGCACUAACCUGACGAGACUGUCUAAGUGCACUGCUAAGGGUGUGCCAGUCGAACUGGGCCAUGACCAAGGGGGUACCUGUAGUAACCAAGCCUGUGGGGGGAUUCAUGGGAGACAGUCUAAGAGCCGGCACUCCGUCAAGAGAGUCUGAUUCCUUUAAGCAAUCCCUGCGGUCGCGGCCCUUCCGCUUGGAAUGUUCAGUUUACAGGACAGGUGGCAUCAGGGGUGCACAAGCACCCAAUGAGUCGUUUUAGGCCGCUGUGCAUCAACCGUGCCGCUCACGCACUGAGCCUCUGCAGGAUCCUGCACCAGCACCUAUUGCAUCGUCACGUCUCUUAGUCGACCGUAAAGGUGUGUUUGAAAAAGUUAAAACUAUCGCUGGGGGAUUUGGUGGUACGUAGGGAUUGGUAGCCUCCGUCUCAAACACACACAAGUAAGAGGGGCGCCAUCUUGGAGGAGGACAGAGGACGAGUAAGAAGAGCACAGGCUAUCUCAGGAAACCAUUUUAAAGAAAUUGGAGGUAAUUCUACUCUGAAGCAUCUUCACUGAGAGGGGACCCCCCCCCAAACCCCAUACCCCCCACCCCAUGUCAGGGCACAGCAUGACCCACAGACGGCAAGCACCUUAAGAGGCCUGUCUACAUUAGCAGGACACCAGCAGACUUAAGUGAAGUGAGGUGUGGCGCCAUAUCUUAAGAAAAAGUUACAUGUGACUACGGGGCAUGUGCCAGCAUAAGUGUAAGGGUUGUUGUGUUGGCACAUGAGUCGGCACACAUGUCUGUGCCAUGGGGAACAUAUCAAGGAUAUUAAAUGAUGGCCCAGGUGGGUGUGAGAGGGGAGGUGCGUCUCACAUAAACGCAAGUGCAUGUUUAAUUAUUAGCACAUGGGCAUAUGCCACAUAGAGACCGGGGUGGGGGGUGUUUGAGGGGAGGGCAUGCUUUAUGUGUGCCAGUGUGAAGUGCAAAUAAUUUGUAGAUAUUCAAAAAUAGGGUAGCAGGGUGGCACAAUGGUUAGCACCGCCAUCCGGGUUUGAUUUUUGGUCCUGCUUAAAUCUCAGUGGGGUCCGCCGUGGUUUUCCUUGCUGGUGCUUUAGUUCCUGCCCAUCUUUAAAUGAUGCCUGUCUGUUUUGGUAAAUGUGGCAACUUCCAUUUGGUCCAGUGUGAGGGAAGUGCCAUCACGUAUCCCACAAUCCUCUAUUGUGAAAAAAAAAAAAAAUCAGGUCAGGAAAACCUGCUGAAUGUUCACAAGGAAAUGCGUGGGCGACCCGUAAGGCGUCAAGUUAGGUAGGUGCCAAUGCAAGUGGGCAUACUUUGUAUAAAGGGGUUUUCUUACAUAGGGUACAGUAUGUCUGUCAUUUGAAAGGGACAUUCUUAAACUGGCGCCACUGGCAGUGGGAGCCCCUCCAAAGGACAGAAGAGUGCCACACACACACACAGGAGGGGUUAGGGUGUCACACCAGGGGCACAGUACACAUAAUGCCAGUUGGAGACCUUCGGCUCUGCAAUGAGAUGCCCUUCCCACAUUUGGUGAUUUCUGCCAAGUACGUUGCCCUCUGUUUUUGUUUUUUUUUUUUUUUGUUUUUGAUUAAAUAAAAUAGAAGCGUUGUGCCAGCUCACCGUUCAUUUUUGCUUUUGUCACGCCACCGGAGACGACUGGCAUCUCUUAACUGCUCCCUUCAGAGCACAUGACGUCCAUGCCCUGUUGAGACUUCUUUUCUAUUUAUUUAUUAAAUAUGGGGGUCGAUGGAUGCGGCGUCUCUCCUUCCCCACCCUUGGAGUCCAGGUUUCAGCGUUACACCAGUGCCUGGGCAGCAACACGAACACUUGAGCGUUGGCAGAGAUGUGCGAGGAGCUCGAGAGCAGCUCCCUGUCGGCAAGGACAGAGCCGCCGUUUGCUGCCUUCUUCUUCAUCUGAACUUCAUCAUUCUGUGUAAAUAAAAAAUCAAUAAAUUGAUGCCUGGACAGAAAAAAAUAAUAAAUAAAUUCUAAGCGACCUGCCCUGUGCGGCCGUAGGCUUCCGUCUCCUUCGCAGUGUUUCUGUGGAAUUCGUUUGCAACCUGGUAACGUGCAAUAAAGAUGUGGCAACUG